Molecule: messenger RNA, 1407 nt
Organism: Spizellomyces punctatus DAOM BR117
Lineage: Eukaryota; Fungi; Chytridiomycota; Chytridiomycetes; Spizellomycetales; Spizellomycetaceae
Product: glutamate-5-semialdehyde dehydrogenase
Exons: 5
Coding region: 16-1407 (463 amino acids)
Molecular function (GO): NADP binding; glutamate-5-semialdehyde dehydrogenase (NADP+) activity
Source: RefSeq, a predicted model, not a curated record
AAAUCAGUUUAGGCGAUGGCAUCCACCAACGGAAUUAGUGACGAUACAACGACCCUUGCCCAGCAGGCUCGACUGGCAUCCCUGGCGUUACAGUCAGCGUCCAAGAAACAUAAAAGUGCUGCUUUAAAGCGCAUACAUGAUCUUUUGGCGGAGCGAAAGGAUGCUGUUCUGGAGGCGAACAAGCGGGAUCUCGAGAACGCAAAAAAGGAGGUAGACGCGGGACGGCUGUCCUCCUCUUUGUAUAAGCGCCUAGAUCUCUCUGGCGGAAACGGCGACAAAUAUGCAGGAUUGCUCCAAGGAGUUUUGGACGUGGAGCAAUUACCUGAUCCCACAGGGCAAGUCACACUUGCCACUCGUCUGGACAACGACCUCGAACUCUAUCGGGUGAGCUGCCCGGUGGGGGUUCUGCUCAUAAUAUUUGAGGCUAGACCAGAGGUUGUGGUCCAAAUCUCUUGCUUGGCGAUAAAGUCGGGUAAUGCCGUGAUCCUGAAGGGGGGAAAGGAAGCCGCGCACUCGAAUCAGGAGCUCUUCAAAAUUUUGCAGGAUGCGUUAGCAAGUCUCCCAGAGGAAUUGUCUAUACCUCCAACGGCGGUGCAACUUGUGUCAACUAGAGAUGAAAUUGCCACAUUAUUGAAGCUCGAUCCUUACAUUGACCUGGUGAUCCCAAGAGGAUCGAAGCAGUUGGUUCAGUACGUGCAAGAAUCAACAAGGAUUCCUGUCCUCGGUCAUGCCGACGGCUUGUGCUCUGUUUACGUGGACGAAGAUGCAGAUGAGGAGAAAGCCGUAUCUGUGGUUGUCGACUCCAAAGUCAAUUAUCCUGCAGCCUGUAACGCUACCGAGACACUUUUAAUCCAUUUCCAUGCCCUCCCCCGUGUUUUCCCCGCCAUUGCUCGCGGCCUCAUCUCAAAGGGUGUGCAGCUCCGCCUGGAUGAGCGAUCACAGGCCACAUUGACUGCGGCUGGCGUAGAGUCUGGACAAUUGACCACUGCACGGGAAGAAGAUUUUCAAACCGAGUUUCUUGACUUGAUAAUUGUGGUGAAAACUGUGGACUCUCUUCAGGAGGCUAUUGCACAUAUCAACAAAUUCGGGUCCCAUCACACCGAUGCUAUCGUGACAGAAAAUGAGGCAAACGCGGAGGAAUUCAUGAGCAAGGUUGAUGCUGCCGGGGUGUAUUGGAACGCAUCUACAAGAUUCGCUGACGGGUUCCGAUAUGGAUUUGGUGCCGAGAUUGGUGUGAGCACAAACAAGACCCACGCACGAGGACCAGUUGGACUGGAGGGACUUGUAAUUUACAAAUAUCGAUUGUACGGCAAGGGGCAUACCGCGGGAUCUUAUGGCGAGGGAAAGAAACAGUAUCUCCACGAGCCGAUCCCGCUGGAGACCGUCAAAGAUCGUUUCAUUAAAUAG